Messenger RNA from Scleropages formosus (Asian bonytongue), 5040 nucleotides. RefSeq names its product trafficking protein particle complex subunit 8 (gene trappc8). Gene Ontology annotation, cellular component: TRAPPIII protein complex. The coding region runs from base 151 to 4587 and encodes 1478 amino acids. The record is from RefSeq and is a predicted model, not a curated record. The transcript has 30 exons. Gene Ontology annotation, molecular function: protein binding. NCBI's taxonomy places the organism in Eukaryota, Metazoa, Chordata, Actinopteri, Osteoglossiformes, Osteoglossidae.
UGAGGAAUUCAACAUGGCUGCUCCGGGCUGUCAGUAAGGGAGUUGUUUUCAACUCACGGGCGGCUCGCUGUACAGGCAAAGCGGGGGAGAAAAAUCGAACACCCUUCCUGUUAUCCGGCUGUUGUGCGGAAAGAGCUGCGGAGGAGCACGAUGGCCCAGUGUGUUCAGUCUGUGCAGGAGUUCAUUCAGGACUCGUUCGUGCCCAUGGUGGCGGUGCUGUGCAGCGAAGAUGCGGACAGGGUGACGCGCAAAAACAACCUGAAUUUCUCCGAGCUGCUGAGGCCCUUCUGCCGGCUCACCUCCGAAGGUCACUUGCGAGAUCCAAGCAACCAGAUCCAGGUGGUGAAGAACCUGAAGAUUUGUGUCUCCAACAUAGUGACCGAGCCCCCUCAGCAAGUGGUCACUCGCAGGCUGCUGAGCGAGGUGGUGUCAGCUAGCCAACCUGCUGAGAGCUCAGUGGCUAACGUGAUUACAGCUGGGGAUUAUGACCUCAACAUCAGCGAUCGCUCACUUAAAGCUAGUCUUCCAUGGUACAAUAGUUGGAAAGAGACACUGAUGGAACUGAGCACUUCCAAGUUCUAUACAGCCACAACUCCUUGGUUUGAGACCUAUCGAGAGACUUUCCUGCAGUCAAUGCCGGCCUCUGACCACGAGUUCCUCAACCACUGCCUAGCAUGCAUGCUGGUGGCAACAUCACAUGAGAAUGCACCUGUGGAGCAGUUCCAGAAGCUCUCGCAGGAGCAGCACCGCAUCCAGCAUGGCAGCGAGUGCACCUAUCCCAAGUGGUUCAUCCCCAACACGCUAAAGUACUAUGUCCUACUGCAUGACAUGGGUGAGGGCGAGGAGCAAAGGGCUGAGUCCAUCUAUGAGGACAUGAAACAAAGAUAUGGCACCCAGGGCUGCUACCUGCUCAAGAUCAAUUCACGGACAUCUGUACAGUCAUCCAACGAGCAGAUUCCAGACCCUUGGAGCCAGUAUCUACACAAAAGCAAUUUCCAGAAUCAGGAGAUGUACGAUGAAAGUCUUACUGGGAUAGUAAAUAAUAUGAGUGUGGAGAACAGUAUCAACGCACCCGAAGCUGAUGGACUCGACCUUCCUGCCAAAGUCCUUUCCCUGAUAGAUGCCCCUUGCAAAACCUGCAAUGACCACCCCCUGCGGCUAGACCAAACCAGUGCUCACAUGGAUGGCAUCGAUGCCCUUAGAGCACCAGUGUCAGAUGGCAAGAAGGUGCCAAGUGCCUCUUCGACGCAUGGGGCAUGCCUGACCCUCAAUGACCACGACCGUAUCAGACAGUUUAUUCAGGAGUUCACAUUCAGGGGGCUGCUGCCUCACAUAGAGAAAAACAUCCGCCAGCUCAAUGACCAGCUUGUGUCAAGGAAAGGCCUGAGUCGCUCUUUAUUCUCUGCAACAAAGAAAUGGUUUGGAGGAGGGAAGGUUCCAGAGAAGAGUAUCAGUGAGCUGAAAAACACAUCUGGCUUGUUGUAUCCACCAGAAGCACCUGAACUUCAGAUCAGGAAAAUGGCUGACCUGUGCUUCCUGGUGCAGCACUAUGACUUAGCAUAUAGCUGCUAUCACACGGCUAAGAAGGACUUCCUCAAUGACCAGGCUAUGCUGUAUGCUGCUGGUGCUCUGGAAAUGGCUGCUGUCUCUGCCUUCCUCCAGCCUGGUGCCCCGCGACCCUACCCUGCUCACUACAUGGACACUGCCAUACAAACCUACAGGGAUGUGUGCAAGAACAUGGUGCUGGCUGAGCGGUGUGCUCUGCUCAGCGCUGAGAUUCUCAAAAGCCAGGCCAAAUAUUCAGAAGCAGCCACCCUUUUGAUUAAAAUGACGAGUGAGGACUCUGACCUGAGGAGUGCGCUGUUGCUGGAGCAGGCAGCUCACUGCUUCAUCAAUACGAGGAGCCCCAUGGUGCGCAAGUUUGCUUUCCACAUGAUCUUAGCGGGUCACAGGUUCAGCAAAGCAGGACAGAAGCGGCACGCCCUCCGGUGCUACUGCCAGGCCAUGCAGGUGUACAGGGGCAAGGGCUGGUCCCUAGCUGAGGACCAUAUCAACUUCAUCAUUGGAAGGCAGUCCUUCACGCUUCGACAGCCUGAAAACGCUGUGUCUGCAUUCAGACACAUCCUGCUCAAUGACAGCAAGCAGGCUGCCUCGCAGCAGGGCGCUUUCCUUCGGGAGUACCUCUAUGUGUACAAGAACGUGAGUCAGGCAUCCGCAGAGGCAAGUCUGCCCCAGCUGCCCCUUCCUUGCAUACAGAGCUCUGCAACAAGGGUCUUCUUUGGUCAUGACAGGAGGCUGGCAGAAGGUGAGAAGCAGGCCGCCAGCCAUGUCAGCCUAGAUCAGGAGUAUGACCGUGAGCUGUCCCAGCAGUGGCGGGAACUGGAAGAGCAGGUAGUGGCCAUCGUCAACCGUGGUGUCCUGCCCGUCACCUUCCAGCCGACCCAGUACUGCCUGAACAGUCAGACGGACAACAUGCGGUUCCCUUUAGCCGUCGUGGAAGAGCCCAUCAUUGUUGAAGUUGUCUUCAGAAACCCGCUGAAAGUGUCACUAGUCCUUACUGACCUCUCACUGCUGUGGAAGUUUGCCUUGAAGGAGUUCACUCUGCCUCACGGUAGUGAGGCCAGUGAGAUUGUGAGCAACGAGAAGGAUGUGCAGACAUCAUCGCAAAAGGAUUUAAUCACUACUGAAGUUAUAUCAGAGUUUUGCAUGAAUCCAGAAGAAACCAAAGUGGCUCGUCUGAAGCUGCUACCACACCAGACAGGCGAGCUGCACAUCCGGGGGGUCGUGUACAAUCUGGGUGCUGCUCCCUCCCCUGGUGAUGAUGGGACUAAGGUAGAAGGAAGCGUGUUCAGCGAUGGGAUGUUUGUUCGGGGUCGACAGGACCUGGAGAUCCAGGGUCCACGGCUGAAUAGCACUAAGGAAGAGAAAACCUCUGUGAGACAUGGACCUGACCGACGGCUGGAUCCCAUCAUCACACCCCCUAUGCCUUUGCUUGAAGUUUUCUUCAUCAACUUCCCUACUGCACUGCUGUGUGGGGAGAUCAGGAAGGCAUAUGUCGAGUUUGCCAAUGUGAGCAAGGUACCCCUAACGGGCCUCAGGGUGGUUUCCAAAAGGCCUGAAUUCUUUACGUUCGGCAGCCAUACCUCAGCUCUGACACCGCUUAGCCCUGGGGCCUCUGAGAACUGCAGCGCCUAUAAGACGGUGGUGACAGGAUCCUCCUCCUCCUCUUCCUCGGCUGUUGCCACCACACUUGUGUCACCUCUGGACUUUGGUGCCGGGGGCAAUGGGUCGCAACCUGGCGUGGUGGACAUCCCUUUACCAGACUCUGUGCUCCAGCCUGGAGCCUCUAUUCAACUACCUAUGUGGCUGCGGGGACCAGACAGGGAGGGUGUGCAUGAAAUCAACUUCCUGUUUUACUAUGAGAGUACAGAGAAGACGUCCAAGAUGAGCCACCGUGUGCUGCGGCACACAGCGAUCAUAUGUGCAAGUCGUUCCCUCAGCGUCCGGGCCACAGCGUGCCGGAGCAACACGUUGCCCGAGCGUAGCAUGGAGCGUGAUGGCAGCAUGCUGGUGUUUGUGGAUGUGGAGAACAUCAACACCAAUGAGGCAGGUGUGCGGGAGUUCCACAUUGUGCAAGUCUCCAGCUGCAGUAAACAGUGGAGGCUACACAGCUGUAUCAAUCCCGUUGGAGACAAAGAUUCUAAGCUCACAAGCAGGGAGAGGGGAAAGCUGUGCUUUCGAGCCAUAAAGUGCAGGAACCAGGAAGCUACCUCAAACGCAGCAGGGAGGUACACAUUUGCUGACAUAAACCUAGGAAAUGAGCAGAUAAUCAGCUCCACCACUCCGUGCGCUGACUUCUUCUUCCGGAGAUGCCAGACCACAGAGCUGAAAAAGGGAUUCACCACUGGGGGAGUGUCCUUUGGCCAGUCUGGUAGCUUGAGUGACAGCGAGGGUGACAUUGCUAGUGUGGUCCGCAAGUGCAGCGAAGUGGACCUCAACAUCGUCGUGCUCUGGAAGGCGUAUGUUGUUGAGGACAACAAGCAGCUCAUCCUGGAGGGCCAACUUCACGUUGCUUUGCAGACCAUCGGAAAGGAGGCGUGCUCCCUGUCGCAGAAGGAGGAAGCUCAGGAGAUGGUGCUGCUGAAGUUUCGGCCAGAGCUCCCCCCUCCACUCGUCAGGCCAUCCACAGAGCAGCUCUCCCACCUGAUCAAAACCAAUCUUCACUACCCUGAGUCUUACGACCACCCAUUUCCUCAGAAAAGUCUCUGCAUGGUACCCGUCACUCUGACCCUUUCCAACUGCUCCAUGGUUGAUGUGGAUGUCGUCAUUGAUCUGAGACAUAAAGCUACCAGCCCAGAGACAUUGGAGAUCCAUGGGUCCUUCACUUGGCUGGGCCAAACACAGUACAAGCUUCCUCUGAAAGCUCAGGAGGUGCACAAGCUUCAGCUGACUGCCUGUUUCAUACAUGCUGGGGUGUACAACCUGGGCACCCACCGUGUCUUCGCCAAGAUCGCCAACCAGGACUCCACGUGUGAGGCCUCCCAGCAGAGCUCCAUGCCAGCUCUCAUCGUCGUCAACAGCAUUUGAAUCUUACGUGGGAUCCUGACUCUGCCCGAGCCACCCUUCCUCAUAUGCGCACACACAGACACAAUACUGGAGACGGUGAUUUUGUACUUCUUAAUAAAAGCAAAAAUGAAAAGUCCUACAACAAAGUAUGCUUGUAAACUUGCAGUUAUCAGGUCUUAAAUAAACCUUACCUGUUUUAUGUUCCAACUUGAAAGCAUUAUGGACAUUUCAGAGUAAUGAUUAUUUCUGUAAGCAUAUUUAUCUUUCAUCUCAACUUGUAACUUUUUGGUCUUUUUUCAGUAUAAAAUAGAAAAGAUAUAGAGAUGGAGAAAUUCAGCACUGUUUAGUUCCAAACUGUUUGUCUUCCUUGAGAGUAAUUGUGAAAGAAUAAUUCUGGUGGUAAUGGAUAAUUUCCCUGCGCGCUCUCUCUCUCUCUCACACACACACACACACACACACACACACACACACACA